GGUUACUUUGCAGAGGCAUGGGGGGUAGUGUGUGAACGUCGGUCCGGAAGGUGAUUAAAGCCCUUGAAUUCGAUUAAAAAGAGCAUGGAAGGGAAGAGGAAGUGGACGCAGCUUCUUUGGUGAGCUAACGUUUUUGCCGAAAACGCCGUGCAGAAUCACCCUUGUGAAUGUGUAGCCCUGAGUACACUCCGGCUGCGUGUGUAUCGGGCCGUGAAGCUUUGCUCUUCGUAGUUGGCACCUUUCCAAAGCGGAGCAGUUUUCUGUGAUCAUGAUUUGUACUUUCUUACGAGCUGCACAGUGUGCGGAGAAGCUGCGCAGGUCGUCGGGGAAGCGGUGGUUCCCGCCACACUUGGUGCCUAACAGAGCUUGCCUGAAGACUGCGCCCAGCCUGAGCUGGGCUGUGCGAGAGCGAAAGGAAACGGUGCAACCCAGGUGUAUCCUUGGAGUCACCCAGAAAACCAUCUGGACGCAGGGGCGGAGCGCGCAGAGGGUAGGGGACGACGGCGGCAAACAAGUGUCUGUGCACAGCCAGGGACGGGAAGCCGGCGUCUCCACGUCACAGAAAGUGAAAGAAGCUGGAAGAGAUUUUACCUAUUUGAUUGUGGUGCUUUUUGGAAUCAGCAUCACAGGUGGCUUGUUUUACACAGUUUUCAAAGAACUUUUUUCUUCAUCAAGCCCUAAUAAGAUCUAUGGGAAAGCCUUAGAAAAAUGCAGAUCACACCCUGAGGUCAUCAGUGUGUUCGGCGAGCCUGUGAAGGGCUACGGGGAGGCGACGCGCCGCGGGCGGAGGCAGCACGUCAGUUUUAUUGAAUAUGUAAAGGAUGGGCUGAAACACAUGCGCGUGAAGUUCUACAUCCAGGGCUCUGAGCCUGGGAAGCAAGGAACAGUGCAUCUUGAAGUGAAGGAGAACCCAGAAAGUGGCGAGUACGAAUUUCGAUAUAUAUUUGUUGAACUUGAGCCCUACCCUAGAAGAACUAUUGUCAUUGAAGAUAAUCGAUCCUGAGGUGAUUGCAGGGCCCCAGCAAGCACGGCUUCCGGGCAGAUGUGGCAUGGUGUGGACCCCCAGCCCUGCUCUUCCCUGCUCCUCCCGAGUCUGUAGAAUGAGGCAGGACAGAGUGUGUAGCUCAGAAAAGUGAAUGCAAGUGGGUAGUCAUUGCAUUUAAACACAGUGAACUGGAGGUUCUCUUGUAGAGGGCAAAAUCAUGAAGUGGAACAUAGUUUAUGCUCUCUGAAUCGAUCAUGGACAGUAUUUCUGCUCUAGUUAAUAUUCUCUUUCAUGAUAAGAAAUCUUCGUUAAUUAAAAAUUUUACACCAUGUAAAUAAGAGAAAAGAGUUGACUAUUUUAUGCUUUUAUGUUGUAUAACUGUAUAAAAUCUGUGAAAUAAAGUCAAAACUAACAAAAA
Messenger RNA from Zalophus californianus (California sea lion), 1403 nucleotides. It is a transcript of the gene TIMM21, whose product is annotated as translocase of inner mitochondrial membrane 21. The transcript is spliced from 6 exons. Gene Ontology annotation, cellular component: TIM23 mitochondrial import inner membrane translocase complex. NCBI's taxonomy places the organism in Eukaryota, Metazoa, Chordata, Mammalia, Carnivora, Otariidae. Gene Ontology annotation, biological process: protein import into mitochondrial matrix. The coding region runs from base 269 to 1003 and encodes 244 amino acids. The record is from RefSeq and is a predicted model, not a curated record.